AUGUCCAACAGCAGUUCCAUCACCCACUUCCUCCUCCUGGCAUUCGCAGACUCAAGGGAGCUGCAGCUCUUGACCUUCUGGCUCUUCCUGGCCAUCUACCUGGUUGCCCUCCUGGGCAACGGCCUCAUCAUCACUGCCAUAGCCUGCGACCACCGCCUCCACACCCCCAUGUACUUCUUCCUCCUCAGCCUCUCCCUCCUUGACCUGGGCUGCACCUCCGUGUACUUCUUCCCACUCAACCUCUCCCUCCUUGACCUGGGCUGCACCUCCACAACUCUGCCUAAAGCCAUGGCCAAUUCCCUCUGGGGCACCAGGACCAUCUCCUACUUGGGAUGUGCUGCACAGCUGUUUUUUUUUCUGUUCUCAAUCACAACCGAGUAUUUUCUCCUCACUCUCAUGGCCUAUGACCGCUAUAUUGCUAUCUGCAAACCCCUGCACUAUAGGACCCUCCUGGACAGCAGAGCUUGUGUCCACAUGGCAGCAGCUGCCUGGGGCACUGGGUUCCUCUAUGCCCUGAUGCACACAUGCAGUAUAUUUUCACCCCCCCUCUGCCACGGAAAUGCUGUGGACCAGUUCUUCUGUGAAAUCCCCCACAUCCUCAAGCUCUUCUGCUCAGAUUCCUACCUCAGGGAAGUUGGGGUUGUUGUAGUUUGUAUCUGUUUAGGUUUGGGAUGUUUUGUUUUCAUUGUGGUGUCCUAUGUGCAGAUCUUCAGGGCUGUGAUGAGAAUCCCGUCUGAGCAGAGACGGCACAAAGCCUUUUCCACUUGCCUCCCUCACCUGGCUGUUGUUGUCCUGUUUGUCAGCACUGCAGUGUUUGCCCAUCUGAAGCCCCCUUCCCUCUCCUCCCCAUCCCUGGACCUGGUGGUGUCAUGUCUGUAUUCUGUGGUGCCUCCAGCAGUGAACCCCCUCAUCUACAGCAUGAGGAACAAGAAGCUCAAGGAAGCCCUGCGGAAAAGGGCCCAGUGGACACGGUUUCAGUGA
This is a messenger RNA of Opisthocomus hoazin, 981 nucleotides long. Its product is annotated as olfactory receptor 14A16. Gene Ontology annotation, cellular component: membrane. Gene Ontology annotation, molecular function: G protein-coupled receptor activity; olfactory receptor activity. NCBI's taxonomy places the organism in Eukaryota, Metazoa, Chordata, Aves, Opisthocomiformes, Opisthocomidae. The record is from RefSeq and is a predicted model, not a curated record. Gene Ontology annotation, biological process: G protein-coupled receptor signaling pathway.